Actinia tenebrosa (Australian red waratah sea anemone) is the source of this 3908-nucleotide messenger RNA. RefSeq names its product ATP-dependent RNA helicase A. Gene Ontology annotation, molecular function: ATP hydrolysis activity; RNA helicase activity; ATP binding. NCBI's taxonomy places the organism in Eukaryota, Metazoa, Cnidaria, Anthozoa, Actiniaria, Actiniidae. The record is from RefSeq and is a predicted model, not a curated record. Gene Ontology annotation, cellular component: nucleolus; intracellular anatomical structure; ribonucleoprotein complex. Gene Ontology annotation, biological process: regulation of mRNA processing; positive regulation of transcription by RNA polymerase II.
AGAUCCAAGAUGGCGGGCAUGGUGAAGAACUUUCUUUAUGCCUUUUGUGGGAAGAAAAAGACCCAACCAGUGUACUCUGAAAGGCCUACUAAACCGGGAAAGUUUAGUUUUCAGGUACAAGUGAAUGGAUUUGAUUACGUUGGGUUUGGAACAGCCACCUCAAAGAAAGAAGCMGAGGCUAAUGCUGCUAAAGAUUUUGUUGGGUUUUUAAUUGGUGCUGGUUUCAUYCCAGCAGAUUCAGUUCCUGAUGAAAUACUGGCUGAGCAAGAAGGAUCAGCACCAGYCCCAACACCUCAGCCAUUACCAUCCAACAUGCCUCCAGCCCCACAAGCUUUAACCAUGGCACAAGUUCAACAGCCUCCUACACAAAACUUUCCACAAAUGCCACAGUCUCUCAUGCAGCAAGGGGGUGACUUCACAGGACGUGUUGGAGGUGGUGAGGGACCAAGAGAUUACCACUACAGUAUGUACAACAAACGAAGCUUUGCUGAGGCAGAAGAUCUUGAUCUAGAUGCUCAUCUCCAUGGCAACUGGACACUUGUCAAUGCCAAGUCAAGAUUGCAUCAGUAUUUACAGCAGAACAGGCUGCCUGCUGAAUUCCAGUAUAGCACUGUUGGUCCUGAUCAUAAUAGGUCAUUCAAGGCUGARCUUUCAGUUUUUAUAAAGAGUCACCGCAAAACUAUUCGUGGUACUGCUAAUGCGUCAACCAAGAAGCAAGCAGCUCAAAGUUGUGCUCUUAGUUUGGUUCGUCAGUUGUUUCACAUUGGUGCAAUAGAGGCUGCUGAACCRGGUCAGGUACAAGCAAAGAGACAGAAGACAGAUGAUAUUGAGCCCUUUGAUGUUGGCAUCAACCCUGAGCUAGAGCAACAACUCCAAAGACUUCUAAAUGACCUUGGUAUACAACCAGUCACUCAGCCUCAAACGUCGGAAGAUGGAAUUUCCUUGGUGCUGCCACCUGGCAGCAARUUUGACGUUGAAGCACCUGAUAAUCGUAAAGGUGUUGUUGAAUGGACCCCACCCAACAUGAACUGGAAUCCUUGGGUCAAUCAGCCUAUGAUAAUAGAAGGCGCAGAACAAUACCAGGAACCGAUACCUACCAGUAGRGAUUACUUUGAAGAGCAYCGCWGCAAAUGCGAUACAGACCCAGCCUACAUGGAGAUGCUUCAACAGCGCAGCUCUCUGCCUGUUUUURGUUACAAAGAUGSUAUCACGCAGGCAGUAAAUGAGAAUAGAGUGAUUGUCAUCAAAGGAGCGACUGGUUGUGGAAAAACUACACAAGUUCCUCAGUUUAUUCUUGACGAAUUCUUAACAUCAGGAAGAGGGACAGACUGCAGUAUUGUUGUAACACAGCCUCGUCGUAUCAGUGCUGUUAGUGUCGCUGAGCGUGUAGCUGUUGAGCGCAGUGAACCAAUUGGUUCAAGUGUUGGUUAUUCAGUUCGUUUUGAUUCGAUUCUWCCCCGAAGCCAUGCCUGUAUGCUGUUCUGCACCGUUGGUGUUCUGCUCAGAAAACUGGAGAAUGGGUUACAUGGCAUAUCACAUGUAGUUGUGGAUGAGAUUCACGAACGAGAUAUCAAUACUGAUUUCAUCCUUGUGGUUCUUCAACAAAUGAUUAAGACCUAUCCCAAUCUACGAGUCGUCCUCAUGUCGGCUACCAUCGACACRCAAAUGUUUACGGAGUAUUUUGGUAACUGUCCUAUCAUUGAAAUAGAAGGCAGGUCAUUCCCAGUACAAGAGUAUUAUCUAGAAGAUGUGAUUCAGAUGCUCGGGUUUGUUCCUCCGAUACCAGAGAAGAAAAAGAAAAGAGAUGAUGUGGAGGACGAUGAAGAGGAAAACUGUAAUCUUAUAUGCAGUGAGCAGUAUUCAUUUCAAACAAAGAACUCCAUGGCUCAACUGAGUGAACGAGAGAUGUCUUUUGAGCUGAUCGAGGCUCUUCUUGAUUACAUCGGCAAUCUYGGUGUCCCUGGUGCAGUAUUGAUAUUUCUACCCGGAUGGAACUUGAUCUUUGCUCUCCAUAAACACCUGAGGAUGCAUAGACAGUUUGGAAGUAACAAGUAUCGUCUACUUCCGCUCCAUUCCCAAAUACCGCGUGAAGACCAGCGAAGGGUCUUUGAACCKGUUCCUGAAGGCGUUACCAAGAUUAUCCUCUCCACGAACAUCGCCGAGACAAGUAUUACUAUCGAUGACGUCGUGUUUGUAAUAGACUCAGUCAAAGCCAAGGUCAAGUUAUUCACAUCCCACAACAACAUGACCAACUACGCAACAGUCUGGGCAUCUCGUACCAACAUGGAACAAAGACGCGGMCGGGCCGGACGAGUAAGGCCUGGGUUCGCUUUCCAUCUUUGYAGCAGAACAAGAGCAGACAGGCUAGCCGAGCACGCUACGCCAGAGAUACUAAGAACACCCCUUCACGAGCUGGCUCUUUCCAUCAAGCUACUCAAGCUGGGAGAUAUCACUGAGUUUUUAAACAGUGCUAUUGAACCGCCACCUCUGGAUGCGGUGGUGGAGUCUGUUGCUAUGUUGAAAGAGAUGGAAGCGCUGGACACCAACCAGAAUCUWACACCUCUGGGAUACAUACUUGCUAAACUACCUAUUGAACCAAGACUGGGCAAGAUGGUCAUCUUAGGCUGUAUAUUCCAUUGUGGUGAUGCCAUGAGCACCAUUGCUGCUAGUACCAGUUUUCCUGAACCAUUUGAGACCCCUGCUGACCGCAGGAGACUGGGCUGGGUCCACAAGAAGUUCUCUGGCACGCGUCAUAGUGAUCAUAUCGCCAUGUUAAGCGCCUAUCAGGCUUGGGAAGAUGCUAGAUCCGUCGAUGAAUCWUCAGAAAUGAGCUUCUGCGACAGCCAUCAAUUGAAUAUGUCCACAUUAAGGAUGACUUCAGAAGCCAAGUUACAGCUAAAGAAUCUGCUAUGCGAUGCUAACUACCCAGAAGACUGCAUGCAUCCAGAGCCGUUUAACUACAGUGGACCAGACUCUAAACUUGAUAUGGUUGUAGCACUUCUUUGCCUCGGUCUCUAUCCAAACGUCUGCAUGCAUCGGGAAAAACGAAAAGUCAUCACAACUGAAGGCAAAGCUGCCCUUGUUCACAAGUCUUCAGUCAACUGUACAAACAGAGACUACAUUUUCCCGUCACCGUACUUCGUGUUCGGGGAGAAGAUUCGUACUCGUGCCGUGUCGUGUAAACAGAUGACCAUGGUUAACCCAAUACAGCUCUUGUUAUUCAGCCAAAGUAGAGUGACUUACGAGAAUGGCAUGGUUACAGUGGAUGACUGGAUUCGACUCCGUAUGCCCCUCCAGCAAGCAGCCAUGAUCGUAGCCUUACGACAAGCCAUCGACGUAUUAUUGAUUCAAGCGGCAUCUAACCCCUCGUGUAUCAUGGAGCCAUCACAAGCAGAUGAACGAGUCAUCAGCAUCAUCAAAGCUCUUUCUAGAAACAAUGCUGGCAAGUUUGUCCAGGCGAGAGAAGGAGGACCUCCGCCGCAGCCCCUUGGACAAGGACUGCAUCAUGGACGAGGGGGUUUUGGUCGAGGUGGGCGUGGAUUCACUCAACAAAAGCGUGGCUACCAAGGUCCACGUCACUAUCGUGGAGGCGGAGGCGGCUUCCGUGGUGGUUUCCAAGGAAACAGAGGUGGUGGAUUCAGAGGAGGCUACCGUGGGGGGAGAGGAGGAUACUAGUUGCUUCACACACCCUUUUAAAAAAUCUCAUUUCUAAAGCUAAUAUCGAGUCUUACAAUAUUUCAGAUAUAUUUGAGACAACCUUAUUCCUACUACCCUGCUUGCAGAGGCCUUUCUCUGUCCUCCGUUCUGGCUAUAGGUCGGGUGAGAAAAACACCUUCUGCUCGCAGGAUAGAUUCCUACGACAUGUUACUUUGGAUUUCCUAUCUURCAUUAAAAGCACGAAUAUAAUC